Haliaeetus leucocephalus (bald eagle) is the source of this 804-nucleotide messenger RNA. It is a transcript of the gene SPINT2, whose product is annotated as serine peptidase inhibitor, Kunitz type, 2. The record is from RefSeq and is a predicted model, not a curated record. The annotation marks the transcript as partial. Gene Ontology annotation, molecular function: serine-type endopeptidase inhibitor activity. Lineage: Eukaryota; Metazoa; Chordata; Aves; Accipitriformes; Accipitridae. The transcript is spliced from 5 exons.
CUGGCAGAGCUCUGCUCGCUGCCCAAGGCGGUGGGACAGUGCCGGGCCUCGAUGCCGCGGUGGUGGUUCAACAUCACUGGUGGUUUGUGCCAAAGCUUCGUCUUCGGCGGCUGCAAGGGGAACGCCAACAACUUCCUGACGGAGCGGGAGUGUCAGGAGAGCUGCGUCCUCGGAGGGGUUCCGAAGAAACCCGAGCAUCGCGCCGAGCAGACCAAAGCCGACUCCACCUACGACGCAUACUGCACCGUCCCCCGGGUGACCGGCCCGUGCCGUGCCUCCUUCCUGCGCUGGUACUACAGCCCAGCAAACCGAACCUGCCGGCAAUUCAUCUACGGCGGCUGCCGGGGAAAUAAGAACAACUACCAGCACGAAGAGGAAUGCUUGAAACGCUGCAGCCCCAAGCCAGAAGAUACCGGUGGCACCGGUGCUGAUUUCCGCAGCGAUUUUCUCUCUACCAAAGUGCUGGCACUGGGGGUGCUCCUGGCCAUCCUGGCAGCCAUUUUGCUGGGUUAUGUGACGGACGUCGCCCUCAAGACGUGCCGGAGAAAACCGGAGCUGCCGGGGGUGGGAACGGGAUGGAGCCCCAGCGAUGACAAGGAAUAUCUGAUGAGCAACGCCUACACCCUCUGAGAAGUGGGGGUGCAUCCCUUCUUUGUGGACCCCCCCCCAAAAGGGGGGGCCUGCCCCCCCCCCCCCCCCCCAUAAUGACUUCUCUGGUGCAUUUUGGGCACCUCACUUGUUCUUUGUAAUUAUUUUUCCUCUUUUUUUCGGGACUGUUUUUUUAAAAUUCUUUUGUAGAAAAAC